This is a messenger RNA of Actinia tenebrosa (Australian red waratah sea anemone), 2938 nucleotides long. RefSeq lists its product as uncharacterized. Lineage: Eukaryota; Metazoa; Cnidaria; Anthozoa; Actiniaria; Actiniidae. The record is from RefSeq and is a predicted model, not a curated record.
GGUAUGUAGCCCGUGAAUUCACUAUGUAACUAGUCUUGAUACCAAGAAGUUCUUUCAAAAUGUCCUACUUCCGGUCUUACUUAGACUACUCGGUACUUGCCCAUCCCAUUUUGAUUGACGUCUGUUACGCAAGGUAAACAAGAUACCUUCGUGCUUGGCAGACCGACUGAAUCACUAGCAAGGCUAUUCCAUUGUGAUAAACAAAUUUAAAGACUGUCUCAGUUGUUGCUAACUGAUCAAGUAAAUGCGUUUCUGUAAGACGCUAAACUUUUGCGAAGUCAAGGUCGUGACGGCAGAACCAAAGUCACCAAAGUUCUGGAGUUUUCGAUUACAUUGAAAUGUAAAUUAAACUUCAAGAUUGAGUCGUGUAGAUUUAAACCUCAACAUUUUGAGCCAAAUGUGAAAAUAACACAAACUUAUUACUGAUGCUAUGGCUUUAAGUGAGCCACAAGUAAAUGAGAUAAGUGAAGAACAAGAAGCAAAUGAGCUAUUUCAUACUUUUAUGGAUAUAACAAAAGACGCUGCUAUCAUGGACCACAAGCAAAAUAAUACUACUGAAAUAGAGAAAGACAAAGAGCAAAUUAAUGUUGAUAAUACAGUGGAAAAAGAAGCAACAAUAAAAGAAAAUGAGGAAAAAACAGUUGAACUGAAAAAUGAGGAAAAAACAGUUGAACUGAAAAAUGAGAAUGAAGAGAGUUUACCUGAGGAAGGUAAAAGAAACCCUAGCAAGAGCUUAUCAGAAGCUGUAGAUGAACUAUCUGAUCUUGAAAAGCAGCUAAGUUUAAUGAUUUCUGAGGGUCCAAAACACAGCAUUCAACAAGAUAACGCUUCAAGUACUUCUGAUGUCGUAGAGAGUGGUGAUGAUACUUUUAUAGACGCUAAGGAAGAAGGGAUGACUAUCUCCGUGAAUGAAGAGAAAGACCACGAUGCUAAGGAAAGUGUACCAAAGCUAACUGAAAACACGGAUAAAGAAACUGUAUGGGCAGAUGAAGACACUGAAAGAAACGUAAAUACAGAGGUUACAACCGAAUGCAAGGGAGACGACGAGAAGGAAACGAGUGGAGAAAAGAAUAAUACAAAUAGUGUUGAUGAAGCUAAAGAUAUUGAAGCAGAGAGAAGUACAGAGGUAACGACAAAGUACAGUGAAGAUGAUGUUAGGGAUACUGGUAGUGAAAGUGUCCAGGAAGAUGAUCCUUCAAAACCAAGUGCUGAUGGAAUUGCAGAAAGCAGUCAGAAUGCAAACGUCGAAGAGAAGAAGGAUGACAGUCUUGAAACCAGCAAUCUAGUUAAUGAGGACACAUCUGUAAAUGGUGGGUCUUCUCAGAAGUGCAGUGAGCUAGAGGUUUUUGACCAGACAAUUAUCAAUGAAGAAAAACCCGAUCCUAAGGUAGGGGAGGGUGUCACUCAAGACGAGGGUGUAAACGGAAAACCUGAGGAUGCCAAGGAAGAGGGAAGCAAAGAAAGAUCUCCCGAGGUGCAUGAUGACGAUGUUGAUAGGAAAGCAGCAGAAAUAGAAAUACUUAUGACAGACGAGAGUGGAAUUUCCGAACGUAAAAGUCUUGAUUCUCUAGAUAGUUUAGAUGAUGAUAACCACCAUGGUCGACCGGAUUCACCAGCACUGUCUGAUGAAGGAAUAGAUACAGAUUCCAAGUCAGACAUCGGUGAAGAUGAUACUUUUGAUACAUCCUCCGGUGACUUUUCCAUGAAGAGUAAAUCCAGUUUACUAGACGUUGAUAGAAACCGCACUGGAUCAGACUCGUCGACGAUAUCUGAGCAGGAGUUUAAGAAGGACCUAUCAGAUAAUACAGACGGCGUCAUCGGAGAAACUUCAGGUAAAGAGGGCUCUCUCAAUAUGCCAUAUUCUAAUCCCAGUCGCCCCCAUAAUGGUUGUGCAAGAGAAGAGUCACAUUUUCUCGUUUGUUGCAGGUUUGUGCUCAAGGGAGAUAAUUGCUUGUACUAUUACAAGCAUUCUAAAGACAAAGUGCCUUGUGGAGUUAUAGUCCUUUGUAACUAUUCCAUCACCAAGGCACCCGAGGACAGCAGAAAAUACUGCUUUAAGUUGGAUAAAGGAGGUGCAAGAAGCUACCACCUUAGCGCCAGCAAUGAAGAUGAAAUGAGAGAAUGGAUGGUGGGACUUAUGACUGCAGCAAAUAAAGUCGCGCCUGAUGGGUCAAGUUUCCAAAUCUCAGAGGGUAACGUCCACAACGUCAGUAUCCCAGCUCUAUCCAUCAAAGACCCCGAGUGCCACGGCUACUUGUCAAAAAAGGGUCACCACAUCAAGAACUGGAAGCGCCGUUACUGUGUCCUGAAGAACGGCUACCUGUAUUACUACUCUGAUAUGUCAAAUACCACUGCCUUGGGGGUUGCGAAGUUACUUGGUUACACAAUCGAGAUGGGAGAUAAACGUGGCAAACACUAUUGUUUUUAUGGCAGUCCUCCUAAUGACUCGCUAAGGACGUACCACUUUUCUGCAGAAACGGAAAAUGACCGAGAUAGAUGGAUGACACGGAUGGCAGAAUCAAUACACAAAGGAAAUCACAUAACAUCCGAGUAGCUAGUUUGCAUUCACCCUUACUUCUUAAAGCCAAGCAUCAUGGUAUUCAAAUCAAUAACAUGUUAGUUGUCUUUCUAUGAAAGAACCGAAGCAGAAUUCAGCUAAGUACUGAGACUUUUGCUAUAAUUACCAACCACCACAUUAGCAAUCAGAAGCUUUUCAUGACCAGCUAAUAUAUAAUUCAGUUAGUUACAAAUCAGGGUUUAACCAGGAGAUUAUAAAAUUCCAGCCUAAUUUAGCCAAAAGGUACUGACACACAGUGCAACAUUGCACGCAACAUUGCAAGCAACAAAUUUGAAUCGGGGUGACACAAGUUGCAACAAAAUCACGCAACAUCGCUUGUGUCAGGCUGCUAUGUUAAGAUAUUUGGUAAGCGGUUAUAAA